UAUUUGAUUUGGAGUGUGACCUGAAAAUGUGACUCUUUUCUUCUCUUUUCCCGUAUCCCAUAUCCCACAAUUUUAACUCUUUUCCUCUCUUUUCGUCCUAAUGAAAUCAAUCCGGAGUUGGGGUAUGGAAGGCGUUCUUCAAAUCUUUAUCUCGUUUUGUUGCCAGAAAAAGGUUUCUGCAUUGGAACUUUUUUUCUUGAGCCGAAGUUCUAUCGAAAACAACAUCUCUAACUCCCAAGGUUGUCCUAAAGAUGCAGAAUCCAUCGCGUUAGCUCUUUCCCUCAACAAUAUUUUCAAGACAAUCAACUAUUGGCUCUUAACAUAUCAUAGGAAAUACUUUCUCCAUGUGAGAGCUUAUUUACCUAGAAAUAUGUUAUUGGAUAUGCAUUGGACUACCUUGUCUUCAACUUCAUGCUAGGUUAUUGGUCCUUCCAAUUUUAUUGCCUUUGUUGUAGACUAGUGUUGUGUAGAGCGGAUGUUGUUAGUUUUAACUGUACAAAUUCUUGUAUUUUGAAUUUAUUUUGGCAAAUUGUGGAUAUCAAUUUGAAUGAAACAAUUUUAUUUUAUAUCU
Molecule: messenger RNA, 571 nt
Organism: Capsicum annuum
Lineage: Eukaryota; Viridiplantae; Streptophyta; Magnoliopsida; Solanales; Solanaceae
Exons: 3
Coding region: 101-418 (105 amino acids)
Source: RefSeq, a predicted model, not a curated record